This is a messenger RNA of Durio zibethinus, 1409 nucleotides long. NCBI's taxonomy places the organism in Eukaryota, Viridiplantae, Streptophyta, Magnoliopsida, Malvales, Malvaceae. The record is from RefSeq and is a predicted model, not a curated record.
GGUCCACGCUAUAAUUCGCUGGCUAUUCUUUGCAUUUAUUCUCGGCGCCAUCACAAUUGAAUUUUCCUUUUUAACCCAAACUCUGACGCAUCCCUUAUAUCAUUCUAAUUAUCUUCCUUCCCGUCUCUUUGUUUUCCCAGAAAAAGAAAAACAUAGUAGUUUCUUUUAUCUCUGAAUUUGCCUGCAACUUCCAAGGAGUUUUAUUGAUUAUUCAAGAGAAAUGGUUCAACUCAAGGAAUUUCGAAUUGUCAUGCCUAUGUCUUUAGAAGAGUAUCAGAUAGCUCAAAUGUACAUGGUAAUGAAGAUGCAGCAGCAGAGUACUAAUGGAUCUGAAGGUGUUGAAGUCUUGGAUAAUAAACCUUUUCAAGAUGAUAUAUUUGGAAAAGGUCAAUACACUUCGAAAGUUUACCGUUUCCAGAGCAAAGCACCUGUUUGGCUUACAACUAUUGCACCAAAAGAUGCUCUCGUCAUGGAGGAGGAAGCAUGGAAUGCAUACCCAAGAUGUAAAACAGUGAUCAAGUGCCCUUACUUUACCAAGUUCUGUCUCACAAUUGAGACUGUCCAUAGGGCAGACAAUGGAACAUCGGAAAAUGUGCAUGGUUUAAAUGAAGAACAACUGGCAGCUAGACAGGUAGAAAUCAUUGAUAUCGCUUCAGCUGCAACAGAUUACUGGAGUUAUGCUAUUGGAAGUAGCAGUUUUGACUUUUCCAAAUUCAAAUCAGAAAAAUCUGGCCGUGGUCCACUUUUGGAUGGAUGGCAGGACAAUUGCAAUCCAGUAAUGACAGCAUAUAAGUUGGUGACAGUAGAUGCACCAUACUGGGGUUUUGGUUAUCGACUUGAACAAGCUUUGCUAGCGGGUGAAAGGGCUCUCUUCUUGGAAAGUCACCGGAAUUGUUUUGGUUGGAUUGAUGAAUGGUUUGGGAUGACAAUGCAACAAAUGCGUGAACUUGAACAACAAGGUGAUUGCUUAUUAAAUGAGAAAAUUAGCAAGCCAACUUUGCUGACAGACACAGAGGAUUGCGAUCAAACGUUUUCCCACAACGGCGAAAGAUACGUACAGCAAGUGGUCCAUACAUGAUUUUGAAGUAGAAUGAUGUUUCUUUGUUGGUAGUAUAGGCAUGAACCAAGUUCUAUUUGGAUAUGCAUUACAACAGCAGAGUAACAGGAUCAAAGAGCCAGAACCCAACACUUGGAUUCUUACACCGUAGUGACCUUAUAAUUUAAAUAUUUUUUCAUUCAUGUUUUUGUUUAGCAUAAAGUUGUAUUAAUGCGAAUAUUAUUUAUCAGAAACUGUCCAAAAUCUCUUCCUUACUCAAGUUUGAUCGUACAUUAGUUGAGAAGCAAUGUUAUCUUGACUGCGUACCAGCACUCACAAGCCUCUUUAAUGAAACAUACAGAAUGGUCAUUAA